AACAGGUCCUGUGUAAUGGCACGGAUUUCAAACGCGUUAUUCUAUCAUAGGUUUAAAAUGUGGAGAUUUUUAAAGAACCGCAAGGAAUUUGCAAGCUAUGUAUAUAAAGCAAAAUCAAGACAUUCACAAGAAAGGCAGAAAUCUUCUGGAAAGGUAUUAGCCAUUCGUAGGGAAGAUGCUUCUGUAUGGGAAAGAAGGGCCCCACUAGCUCCUCAACAUGUCAAACAGUUGACUAAGGAUGGCAUAAAGGUUUUAGUGCAGCCCUCGAACAGAAGGGCAUAUCCCAUGCAGGCUUACAUCAAUGCAGGUGCAAUAAUUCAGGAAGAUAUUAGUGAAGCUCCUGUUAUAAUUGGAGUGAAACAAGUUCCUAUUGAUAAACUUUUGCCUGACAAAACAUACUGUUUCUUCUCGCACACUAUUAAAGCUCAGGAAGCAAACAUGCCUAUGUUGGACUGUAUACUAGAAAGGAAUAUACGAUUAAUUGAUUAUGAAAAACUGGUUGAUGCCAAAGGUCAGCGUGUAGUAGCUUUUGGAAAAUUUGCUGGAGUAGCUGGGACAGUGAACAUUUUGCAUGGUCUAGGCCUUCGGCUUUUGGCACUUGGCCAUCACACACCUUUUAUGCAUGUAGGUCCUGCUCACAAUUAUAGAAAUAGUGGAAUGGCUAGACAAACUGUGCGAGAUGCCGGAUAUGAAAUAUCAUUGGGUAUGAUGCCUAGAUCUAUAGGGCCUUUAACUUUUGUUUUUACUGGAUCUGGAAAUGUCUCUCAAGGUGCUCAGGAAGUAUUCCAGGAACUACCCUAUGAAUAUGUCAAUCCUACAGAUUUGCCUCAAGUUGCAGAGCAUGGAUCUAUGAAUAAAGUUUAUGGUGCUGUAGUUAGCAGAGAUGAUCAUAUUCGAAGAAAAGAAGGGGGAGGCUUUGAUGCAGAAGAAUUUGAAUUAUAUCCUGAACGUUAUUACUCAAAUUUUGCUAAAACGAUAGCACCAUAUGCAUCUGUCAUAAUAAAUGGCAUUUAUUGGGCUGUUAACUCUCCAAAACUAUUGACUAUCCCAGAUGCUAAGUAUUUAUUGAGACCUAGUUAUACACCAUGGCUUCCAUCGAGUGAAGGUUCUCCAUCAUUACCUCACCGACUCCUAGCAAUCUGUGAUAUCAGUGCUGAUCCUGGUGGAUCCAUUGAAUUUAUGACUGAAUGCACUACAAUAGAUACACCUUUUUGCUUGUAUGAUGCAGAUCAGCAUAAGAACAGUGAAAGCUUUGCUGGACCUGGAGUUCUUGUGUGUUCAAUUGAUAAUAUGCCCACUCAGUUGCCACUUGAAGCAACAGAUUAUUUUGGAUAUCUCUUGUAUCCUUUCAUGGAAAGCAUUUUAUCUUCAGAUGCAACAAAACCUCUUGAUCAACAUGAUUUCCAUCCCACAGUACAUGGAGCUAUUAUUGCUAGCGAUGGCAAACUUACUCCUAAUUUUGAGUACAUUACAGAACUCAGGACCACAUCAACAAGAUCACAGAAAAAAGCUCGAUCUCUGGCUGAAAAAGCUGCCAAAAAAGUUCUUGUCCUUGGAGCUGGAUAUGUAGCCGGACCUUUGGUAGAUUAUCUCACUCGAGAUCAAACCAUACAUGUUACAAUAGGCUCAAUUCUUCAAAAUCAAGGAGAAGCACUGGUGAAAUCAGCUAAUGCAGAGCAUGUUGUUUUAGAUGUCACUAAAGGAAAAGGUCCUUUAGAGAAAUUAAUUGAGGAGUCGACUCUUGUGGUGAGCCUUUUGCCUUACACACUGCAUCCCACAAUUGCUGAACAUUGUAUCAAGUACAAAAUAAAUAUGGUCACUGCCAGUUAUUUGACUCCAGAAAUGAGAAAACUUCAUGACGCAGCUGUUGAUGCUGGCAUUACAGUUGUAAAUGAAGUUGGUUUGGAUCCAGGAAUUGAUCAUCUCCUUGCCAUGGAAUGCUUUGAUGAAAUCAAGUUAAAUGGUGGAAGG
Messenger RNA from Stegodyphus dumicola, 1971 nucleotides. RefSeq names its product lysine ketoglutarate reductase/saccharopine dehydrogenase (gene LKRSDH). The record is from RefSeq and is a predicted model, not a curated record. Gene Ontology annotation, cellular component: cytoplasm. Lineage: Eukaryota; Metazoa; Arthropoda; Arachnida; Araneae; Eresidae. Gene Ontology annotation, molecular function: saccharopine dehydrogenase activity.